AUGGAGAACCACACAUCUGCUAUAGAAUUCUAUCUUUUACCAUUUUCUAUGAAAGCCGGUGAUGAACCCGUCAUUUUCUGUAUUUUUUUCGGAAUAUUCCUGUUUGGAGUGAUGGUGAAUGCAGUUAUAAUCAUAGUUAUAUGUUUGGAUUCACGUUUACACACCCCCAUGUAUCUGUUCCUCUGUAACUUGUCCUUUGUAGACGUGUGUUACACAACAGUAACUGUCCCCAAACUGCUGGAUAUAUUACUUUCUGGGAAUCACACAGUUUCCUACACACAAUGCUUCACACAGAUGUACUUUUUCUUCAUAGCUGCUCUAACCGAGUUUACCCUUUUAUUUGUGAUGAGUUACGACCGGUACAUUGCAAUCUGUCAUCCCUUACACUACCAGCAGAUACUGAGCAAGAAGGUCUGCACCCUGCUGGUGGCUUUGAUCUGGCUGUGUGCAUGUGUAAACUCAAUGUUGUGCGUAUUUUCAGUUAUUAAAAUGUCCUUCUGCCAUUCUGUCACCAUCCACCAGUUCUUCUGCGAUGCCAAAGCUUUGAGUGACAUCUCCUGCUCUGGCUCCAGCAUGUUCUAUAUCGUCACCUAUAUUAACAUAGUGCUAUUUAUAGGUUGUCCAUUCUUGAGCAAUGUGAUGUCCUAUAUAAAAAUUAUCAGAGUUAUAUUGCACAUUAAAUCAAAGGAAGGAAGAAGAAAAACUUUCUCCACCUGCUCAUCCCACCUCACCGUCAUGAUCAUCUUCUACGCUAACUGCAUGUGUGUAUACUUGAUGCCUCCCUCAGACCAUCCCAUUGUCCUAGAGCAGGUCUUUACUGUGCUGUAUACAACGGUGGUUCCCAUGGUAAAUCCUCUUAUAUAUAGCCUACGCAAUAAUGAAAUAAAGAGAGCUCUUCAGAGAUUAGUGGCAUUGCCGGUAAGCCACUCAUUAAGCCAUACUUAG
Messenger RNA from Pseudophryne corroboree (corroboree frog), 945 nucleotides. Its product is annotated as olfactory receptor 1M1-like. The record is from RefSeq and is a predicted model, not a curated record. Gene Ontology annotation, biological process: G protein-coupled receptor signaling pathway. Bases 1 to 945 code for a protein of 314 amino acids. Gene Ontology annotation, cellular component: membrane. Gene Ontology annotation, molecular function: olfactory receptor activity; odorant binding; G protein-coupled receptor activity. The transcript has a single exon. NCBI's taxonomy places the organism in Eukaryota, Metazoa, Chordata, Amphibia, Anura, Myobatrachidae.